CCUCGGGCGUCCCCGGCGCGCGGUGAUGACGUCAGGAGGCGGUGCCGCGCCGCGGCCGGAGCGGGCCGAGGUUGUAUGUAGAGUCCUGAACUUCUUCCGUGUGUCCCUUUAAAACGUUUCUUAUUUCUCCACCUGCUUCUCCUGAUGGAAGACUGGCUGGGGUUCCUUUUCUGCUGUUCAUGCUGAGUAGUUGCUUGGAGAGGUGGUGUGUGAGUGAAGGUACACCUGGUGAUGAUUCAGAUGUGGGAAUUGCCCCGGAUGUGGUUGCUGCUGAUGCUCCCCUGGGAACAUGCCUUGAUAGGGAAUUAACACCAGUCAGUGAUGGGCUGUGGGACAAGCAAAGUGCUUCCCGAGCCCCCCAAAGAUGUGCAGCUAGACCUGGUUAAAAAAGUCGAACCUUACACAGGCCACAGUGACAUAUACAAGCAUUUCAUCAAAGAUGACUGCGGGGCUGUCAUCAAAGCUGGCUCUCCCUCCCCUCCGCAUCACGCCAACCCCUAUCCCGGGAACCCCCUGCCCGCCCACCAGCCCGAGCCCCGCAAGAACAAAGUGGCCAAAUACCGCGCCAAGUUCGACCCCCGAGUGACGGCCAAGUACGACAUCAAAGCGCUGAUCGGGAGGGGCAGCUUCAGCCGCGUGGUGCGGGUGGAGCACAAGGCCACCAAGCAGCCCUACGCCAUCAAGAUGAUCGAGACCAAGUACCGGGAAGGGCGGGAGGUGUGCGAGUCGGAGCUGAGCGUCCUGCGGCGCGUCCGCCACACCAACAUCAUCCAGCUCAUCGAGGUGUUCGAGACCCAGGACCGCGUGUACAUGGUCAUGGAGCUGGCCACCGGCGGAGAGCUCUUCGACCGCAUCAUUGCCAAAGGCUCCUUCACCGAGAGGGACGCCACGCGCGUGCUGCAGAUGGUGCUGGAUGGGGUGAGGUACCUGCACACGCUGGGGAUCACCCACCGGGACUUGAAGCCGGAGAACCUGCUGUACUACCACCCAGGAACGGAUUCCAAGAUCAUGAUCACGGACUUUGGGCUGGCGAGCGCGCGGAAGAAGGGAGAUGACUGCCUGAUGAAAACCACGUGUGGCACUCCGGAGUACAUUGCUCCUGAGAUCCUGGUCAGGAAGCCCUACACGAACUCCGUGGACAUGUGGGCGCUGGGAGUGAUCUCGUACAUUCUCCUCAGCGGCACGAUGCCCUUUGAGGACGACAACCGCACCCGCCUGUACCGGCAGAUCCUGAAGGGAAAGUACAGUUACUCAGGCGAGCCCUGGCCCAGUGUGUCCAACCUGGCCAAGGAUUUCAUCGACCGUCUGCUCACGGUGGACCCCAGUGACAGGAUGACGGCCCUUCAGGCCCUGAAGCACCCAUGGGUGGUCAGCAUGGCAGCCUCCUCCUCCAUGAAGAACCUGCACCGUUCCAUCUCGCAAAACCUUCUCAAGAGGGCAUCCUCCCGCUGCCAGAGCACCAAGUCAGCGCAGUCCACCCGCUCCAGCCGCUCCACCAAAUCCAACAAGUCGCGGCGCGUGCGGGAGCGGGAGCUGCGGGAGCUCAACCUGCGCUACCAGCAGCAGUACACGGGCUGAGCUCCGCGCUGGCACCCGCCGCCCGCCCUGCCAGAAGUCUCCUCUGCGCUGGAGGUGUGCACACACUCAGUGAGGAACAGCCAGGUUCCUCCCUCCCUCCCUCCCUCCAGGCAUUCCCCCCAUCCAUGAGGAGGUGUCCCCCCUGUGCGGAGGAAAGGGAACCUUGUGGUGGCUGUCCCACCCUGCCACGGGGUCUCGCGCCAGAGAUGGGGGAGUCCUUGUGGGCUCGGAGCACAGCUCGGAGCCUCAAGGAAUGCACGAAUUAAGGAGCCACAUGGGGAGAAGAGCUCUUUCUGUAGCCCAGGAGCUCGGUUGUUCAUAGUUAUUUAUUAAUUCCAGACCGUUUAGUUUCUCUCACUUGCGUAUGGAAAAAAGAAGAAAUCACUUGGUGUGUCUGUGCAUGCACGUCCGUGUGUGCACAUACACGUGUGGGGGUGUAUAUGUAUUUUAAAAUUACGUAUACACAGAUUUUGAGCUGGUUUAGUCAGACUCCAUGGUGCCUUUGCAGCGAAGCUGGAAUGAGUCAUGUGCAGUUAGAAGUGAGAUAGCUCUGACUCACUGGUGUGCUGCCCACCAGCUCCUUGCCAAAGAGAUGCCAGACAGCAGUUUUCCAUGAGGGCUGGGAAGCUGCGAGGUUUCCGCCAAGGGCUGCCAUCCUCCUGAUGACGUCAAGGGCUCACUUGCCUGAUGACAUCAAGGUUUACCCCUGGAAUUGUCCUUUCCCUGUUUGCAGCAAGACCAGUGCCUGUCAUGCAGUGUUCGUUGUUCUUGUGGCUCUGUUGUGUCUGUGACCUGUUAGACACCUUGCACCCUUCAAAAGAAGAUUGAGAAGGUUGAGUUUUUUUGUGCUAAGGGGAAAAAAAAGAGGGAAUUUUUAGGGAUCUGCUGCCCACCCCAGAGCUGAAUUGGGCUAUAACCACUGUAAGCACAGCAUUACCAACCAUGUCGCUGCACCAGAACUUUGGUGGUUCCAGGCUGCUCCCUGCCUGCAGGUUUGACAGGGCUCCCCUGCUUUGUGUGCUUGUGCUGCCCCAGCAGUGCCAUCCCUGCUUUGGGACAGUGGUGGUAGGAGCUGUUGGGAUGGCCACAAAUGGCUCCAUAGCAUCAGGGUAAGGGCUUGAGUAGUGGAAGCCCAGUCUGGGAGUGUCAACAGUGACAAUACCCUGGAGACAUUGCGCAAAUGCCCUAGAGCUGUGAGGGGUGACUUAAGUUUACCAGGAAAAAGCUGCCUUUCAGGUGUCCUCGUGCUCUGCGGGUGAUGAGGGGACCUCUUACGAGGACUCUCAGUGGAGGUGGGGGAUGCAGAGCUGAGCUUUGUGCAAGCCUGCUGAGAUAUCUUCCCAACUAGUUAGAGCAGCAAAGUGGGGCUGAUGGCACAGGCAUAGGACAGAUUUGACUUCUCGUGGUAGCAGAGACAAGAUCAGCAGUGAGGGAAAAUCCUGGGAUUUAAAACUUUUCUCAUGAAGCCACACAAUUUGCUUCGUGCUGUGCACUUGGGAAGGGCUUGCUUGGCUCUGGGCUGGAGGUGCAGGCAGUCCAAGCUCAAGGGGCUGGUGAGCUUGGCCUUUUCCCAGGAUCGAUGCUUGUGCCACUGUGUUUCAGUGUCAGCAGGGCUGAAGUAGUCAGUCACAUCUCCAGGGAGCUCUCACUGUACUGGCCACAGUCACUCCUGGUCAGCAAACAGCAAAGCAGCUUUAGUGGGAGAAGAUUUGAGUUUUUUGUGCUAAGGCAAAAAAAAGGGGGGAUUUCUGGGGGUGUGCUUCCCAUCUCAAAGGUGGGAUGGGCUGUAAAUACGUGUAACCAGCCUGGUGUGCCCAAGCAUGUGGUGGGGAAUACAGCAGAAGAAACUUGAGGAGAGCCACUGUGUGUAGUAGGGAUGAAUUUGAAAUCCUUUGUGUGGUUUUGCAUGUUAUUUUGAGAACUUUGCAUCCUUUGCAGGCUGCUCUUUCUCUGAGCAACCAUCCUAUCAUGUCACACACAGUCUUUCUUCCAUCAGCAUUAACAGAUACUGCAGAAUUCCCCAAAAUUGUUUUUUUUUUAACUCUGUGGACUGCAAACAAAAAUGUUUUUGGCAUCUUUUACCUCCUCACGUUGUUUUCCCUAGUUUCUUACCAUGAACUAUAAACUAGAUGUGAUUUCUGACAAAGCAGGCAGCUUGCCACAUUUUGCUUCAUAAACAGCUCAGUGUCACUGCAAAUAGCUCUCCAAAAGCAGGAGCCCCUCUAAGACCAGUAUCAGCUGGACAGUGGGGGCUCUGCAGGUCAGGUGGUGGCAGGAGGCUCCCUCGGAGCACUUCUGGUUCUGAGCCAUUACUUGAAGAGUCUUUGGUAUGUUUGGGGCAUCACUCCAGGCACUGAUUGCUUUUACCUCCUGGCUGCUCCCAUGGCCCUCCCCAGAUUAUCCUGCAUGUUUAUCCAUAAAACAGGGGUUUUGCCUGUGUGAGGGGGUCAAACUGAUGAACUGAGCCAAGACGUCUAGAACUGAAACCCUUCCCCUUAACCACUAGACCAUCAAAAUGCACAGGCAUCGUGCAGAUGUCUGCUCAUGCUGUUCCUUCAUCUUUCUCUUGUGGGAUGAGGGAUACAUAAAGCUCUGGGCUAACCAGGCUUGUUUCUCUACCUUCACAAAGCAGAACAAGAAUCUCCUCAUCUGUGACAAUUUUUGCUUCACUGAUCUUUUCCACAACUAGUUUUUCACCAGGAAAAGUUCAGAGCGAUCGUUUGUGGUUACUUUGGGCUGGAAUAUGUUUUGGGAAGCGGGAUAUUGCUGUGUAGGAUCCUGACAGUGUCAGGUUUUGGUGGUGAUGCUCUGUGACUGGGGGUGAAUUGGCAAAAGGGAGGAUCCAUCCCAUACAUGAGUAAUACUGGAUAGCUGCAACCUGCCUCUCCAUGGUAUCGAGGUGUUUGUGGUCCUCAGGCAAUUCCGCUGCUUGGGAAUUGCAGGAAGAGGACCAAGGCCAUCCCAUAAAGAGCUUUGGAUUUUCUAAAAAAAGAACUCUUAAUUCUUUUCACAAAUGCAACGUUUUCUUGUUUGCAUAGAAAAAUCAGUGUAAACUUGGGAAAAUCUUUUACAGGCUUUCCUUCCAUCGUUCAAUUUUAACACUCUUGGCUCACUCCCUCUUCUUUUUCUAAAUCCAAUAUUUGUAGGAGCUUUGCAGCCAGACAAUAACAUGUGUGGGCAGAGGGGAGAUGUGCAGAGCUCUGUCCAAGUGACCCUGGAGUCCUCAGUGAUCAAUCUUUCACUGAGUCUGGAAAACUGUGAUGUUCCAAAUGCCACCUUGGGAGGUCCAGCUUAAGAACAAUUCCUCAGGUGCUUUUAUUCUUGCAAUUGGGACACGUUUUCAGCUGGGUCUGGUGCGGAGGGGGACAGGCAAAGUGGUGUAAUUCUGAGCCAUAGUCCAGGUGCCUUCAAUCUGUCCUCUAAGAAGCUCUUCACUGUGAAUUACCUUGAUCAUCUGUCUUCAUUCCACAGGAGCAGCUCAGUGCUCAGUUGGUCUUAAGUCUCAGGAGUUUACACUUUUCAGGAGUGCCUUUUUUGGGGAUUUUAGAAACUAAAAUCUCUCUGAAAUGUUUUUUUCUGCUCUUUCAUUUAAUUUUUUUAAUGUCCUUCUUUUACUCUUAGUGAUGGUUCUUAACUUGGCUCGCAGACGGUUUUUUGGAAACCUUCCUGUGGUCCUGAAUGUGCUGUGAGAAAAACUAACAACUGCCUGUUCCAGACUACCACCGAGGGUAGUCUGUGUAUUAGCUGGAGCACAAAUCUGAUCGUUCUGCCUGCUUUGGUUCAUGCAGUGAAAGUGGAGUUGGAAUGACAUCUAGUGGCAAAUCGUGGUGUGUCCUUGUCCAGGCACAGCCCUCUCCUCGCUGUGUCCCCACUGGUUCUGGGUGAGAUGCUCUUCGAAGAGUAAAGGGAAUUAGGGUUGUCUGUCUUUUGGAACUUAGCAGUACUGUGUAAAACAAUCCCAUCCUUUUGUCCUGGGAGUUUGGCUGCUCUCUUGGGGGAGAGAAUUGCAGCUUCGAAGAAUGUGGUGUGUUGAUUCCUUGAUUUUUAUUAUUUUCGUUGAGGGUUAUUGGAAAUGAAUGUGAAAAAGUCUGCCAGAAAUUGCGUUAGGGGGUCUAAAGAUUUGCAUCCAGAUUUUUGAGUGCGUAGUGUAUUUUCCUAAAACAGCAGCUACCAGUCCAUGUUUGAUUUACUUCUCACUCAAACUUCUAAAAAUCUUAACAGAUCAACCCAGCGGGGGUAGAAACCACCCUUCCUUCAAUCCUGAAGAAGUCUGUGCUAUUUAACACUGCAAUUGUGAUAGCAUCCAGAUGCUCCUGCUGGUUCCUACUCUGUGUUGUUCUUGGAAGCACACAACUGUAUGUGAAGGAAAGCUUGAGAGCCUUGUGAGGAGCUUAAGCCCAGGCAAGAGGGCUCAGACCUGCUGGCUUUGGUGAUGAUGAGGAAACCAGCUGCAGUGUAGGGCCUGCUUCACAUGUUUGUUCUGGACGUGAUAAACCUUCACACUCUUCUUUGGAAUCUGGGUACUUGCCUCUUUUAGGUCACAUAUUUUCUGUUCUGGUAAUUUACACUAUUUCUUAGGUCCUGCUCCAUUUCUCAAUCCUGUUUUCUACCCGGAUGUUUGGCUGCAGUACUGAGAGAAUCAACUUUUGCCUGAUGCACAAACUGGAAUAGGAAUGAUGGUUCACUUGGCUGCUGGGCAGCAUCGCUGGGUUUGGCUUGCAGGAGCUGUGGUGAGUCCUGGGGCAAGGUAAAAGCUUCUGUAUGUGCCUUUGAGGACCUGCAGUGCAGGCUCAGCUCAGUCUUAUACCAGGUAGGGCAACUGCUCUGUGGCUGUUACAGGCUUCUGAUUAGGCUGUGUGGGGCUAUGUUAUUUUAAGUAAUUAUACUAGAGAUUUGGAGGAUUUGAGGUGGGAUAAAUUAAAAUCUCAAUUGUUUGCCCUAAUUUAGUUUUCUGAAUGAUGCAAAGCAACACAGACAUUGGCUUCUUUGGCACCAGUGUGAGCUCUAGAAUUUGCAGGGAGGAUGGUUGUGUCCAGACCUCUCACUCACUCAGCUUUCUCCUGGAGAAUGUCACAAAGUGCCUGCACCACUCCAUGUGUGUACCCCACCCCAAGUUGCCUUCACCACUCUUGGGAGGGUUUUGGUGCUUUUUUUGACCACUCAGUCUCCACUUUCACCCUGCAUUAAGAGUGCAGCGCUCCGAGGCGGGUGCCUGCAUGUCAACUGUGCCUUACUGUGCAGGAAACUUCCCAAAGAAAUAAAUGUGAACACCAGGGAUGUGCGGUGGCAACGGCAUCGUGGAGCUUGAUGCCUUCUGCCCUCGGUGUGCCAAGGGCAGUGGGAGCUCUGCCUGGUGACAAUUGUCCCUUGUCCCACUGUCCCCCCCCGCCUGGUGAUACUGUAGUUCCCUCGUGUGUGACGAGCGAGCUCUGGCUGCUGUUGCAGGCAUCGUUGCACUGUUUGUCUGCUGAAUGGGGAAUGGAUCCGUGGAGCAGACCCACGGCCCCAGCAAGGUGUGUUACAAACCCGCAGCUCCUGCGCAGACGCCCAGAUGCCAUGAGUUUUCCUGUUGCCUUUCACUACGGAAAGACACCUCCCGGGAAGCUCUUGGGAUCGGAGAUCUUCCGGCACUUGAUGUUAUUUUUGGUUGCCCAGUUUCCGGUGCUGGGUUGGAACAGUUUGGAAGCGACUCCGGUCUCAUCCAGUCGGUCUCCUCACAGAACUGCCUUGAGAACUGUCCCAUUCCGUGCCUUGCCUUUCGAGUCUUGGCUUGGCUCUAAGGACUGUCCUGUCGGAUGAGGUCGGACCUAUUGUAAUUAGUCUGUAAUGUUCAAGUUAGAGUGUACAGAAUUAUUUAUUUGGUGUACUCGGUCUGCUAAAACAUGUCCAUGUAUUCUGUGUA
This is a messenger RNA of Corvus hawaiiensis (hawaiian crow), 7480 nucleotides long. RefSeq names its product protein serine kinase H1 (gene PSKH1). Bases 322 to 1578 code for a protein of 418 amino acids. Gene Ontology annotation, molecular function: ATP binding; protein kinase activity. The record is from RefSeq and is a predicted model, not a curated record. The transcript has 4 exons. NCBI's taxonomy places the organism in Eukaryota, Metazoa, Chordata, Aves, Passeriformes, Corvidae. Gene Ontology annotation, biological process: protein phosphorylation.